Molecule: messenger RNA, 745 nt
Organism: Andrographis paniculata
Lineage: Eukaryota; Viridiplantae; Streptophyta; Magnoliopsida; Lamiales; Acanthaceae
Product: germin-like protein subfamily 2 member 1
Exons: 2
Coding region: 77-745 (222 amino acids)
Biological process (GO): regulation of root development; plasmodesmata-mediated intercellular transport
Cellular component (GO): cell wall; plasmodesma
Molecular function (GO): manganese ion binding
Source: RefSeq, a predicted model, not a curated record
CAUUUAGAUAUACAGUUUUCCACUAUUAUAUAUCUUCUUCCUCUUCUUCACCAUCACCGCGUACCUUAACUUAACCAUGGCUGCUCCAGCUGCUUCUUCGAUAAAGAUAAUGAUGACGAUGACGAUGAUAGCUGUAAUAAUUAUUCACGUCUCUGCCAACGAUCCUGAUCCGCUGCAAGAUAUCUGUGUUGCUGAUUUCUCUUCUGCGAUAACGGUCAACGGGUAUCCCUGCAAGUCAAACGUAACGGCCGACGACUUCUUCUUCGCCGGAAUAUCGACGGCCGGCCCGACCAACAACUCCGUCGGGUCGCUUGUCACCGGCGCCAAUGUCCAGAAGUUUCCGGGCCUCAACACCCUCGGCGUCUCUCUGGCCCGUAUCGACUUCGCCCCCGGAGGCGUCAACCCGCCGCACACACACCCACGCGCCACCGAGGUGAUCUUCGUCCUGGAGGGGGCGCUUGACGUGGGGUUUAUCACGACAGCCAAUGCCGCCGUGCUGAGGAGCAUCAAGCAGGGCGAGGUGUUCGUCUUCCCCAAAGCCCUCAUCCAUUUUCAGAUCAACCGCGGGGACUCGCCGGCAGCGGUGAUCUCCGCCUUCAACAGCCAGCUGCCGGGGACUCAGUCAAUACCCACCGCGCUGUUCGGGGCGGCACCGCCGCUUCCCGACGAUGUGCUGGCGGCGGCGUUCCACAUCAGCCCCGGACAGGUGAUGGACAUCAAGUCCAGAUUCGCGCCAAAAAAUUGA